This is a messenger RNA of Camellia sinensis, 4162 nucleotides long. The record is from RefSeq and is a predicted model, not a curated record. NCBI's taxonomy places the organism in Eukaryota, Viridiplantae, Streptophyta, Magnoliopsida, Ericales, Theaceae.
UCUAAUUUAUUGCUUGGGAUGCGUCCUUCACAAGCUUAACAAAACACCAGACCAGACCGUCCGAUCUUUCGGUGCGAGAGACCAAAGAUUGGCAAUCCGUGUUUUGAAAAGACGAUCCUAACAAAUUCGAGUCUCUGAUUUCGUCAGUGAAAGUCCAAUUUUUAGGUUAAACCAGGGGAAAAAAAAAUGGGAGUCUCGAUGGAAACGACGACCGAUGAUGAGUUCAUGAACACCGAUUCGGAGCCAAGAUCCAGAACAACUCCGAGGCUAUUCAUCAGAGAAAUGGUGCUCAGGAACUUCAAGUCUUACGCCGGUGAGCAACGCGUUGGCCCCUUUCACAAGAGUUUUUCGGCAGUGGUUGGUCCAAAUGGUAGCGGGAAGAGCAACGUGAUUGAUGCUAUGUUAUUCGUAUUUGGAAAGCGAGCUAAGCAGAUGCGCCUUAACAAAGUGUCGGAGCUUAUCCACAAUUCAACUAAUCACCAGAAUCUAGACAGUGCUGGUGUAUCAGUUCACUUUCAGGAGAUUAUUGAUUUGGUUGAUGGGACAUAUGAAGCUGUUGAAGGAAGUGACUUCACAAUAACACGCGUUGCGUUUCGAGAUAACUCUUCCAAGUACUACAUUAAUGACCGUUUGAGUAACUUUACGGAGGUUACCAAGAAGCUGAAAGGGAAGGGAGUGGACUUGGACAAUAAUCGUUUUUUGAUACUUCAGGGUGAAGUUGAACAGAUAUCACUGAUGAAGCCAAAGGCUCAAGGACCACACGAUGAAGGUUUUCUUGAAUAUCUCGAGGACAUAAUUGGAACAAACAAAUAUGUUGAAAAAAUUAAUGAGUCAAGUAACGAGCUAGAAGCCCUUAAUGAGAGAAGGUCUGGGGUGGUGCAAAUGGUUAAAUUAGCAGAGAAAGAAAGAGAUGGCCUGGAGGAUGUGAAAAAUGAAGCAGAAGCCUUCAUGUUGAAGGAGUUGUCUCUGUUGAAAUGGCAAGAAAAAGCCGCAAAACUGGCAUCUGAAAAUACUAGUGCUCAAAUGGUGGGAAUGCAAGCAAAUGUGUCCACCUUGGAAGAAAAUCUAAAAAUUGAAAGGGAGAAGAUUAGAGAAAAUAAUAAGACAUUGAAGGAGCUUGAGGCUUUGCACAUGAAGUAUAUGAAAAAACAAGAGGAACUUGAUAGUGGACUCAGACAUUGUAAGGAGGAGUUCAAAGAGUUUGAAAGGCAGGAUGUGAAAUACAGAGAAGAUCUAAAGCACAUGAAACAAAGGAUUAAGAAACUUGACGAUAAAAUUGGGAAGGUAUGGGUACAAAUCAAUUUACUCCGUAGGAAAAACCUUGGUGUUGCUACUUUACUGGAGGAAGAUAUUCCUAAACUGCAAAAACUUUUGUUGGAAGAGGAGAAAGUCUUGGAGGAAAUUAAAGAGAACUCUAAAGUUGAAACUGAGAUGUUCCGUGGAGAGCUUGCAAAGGUUCGUGCAGAACUAGAACCUUGGGAUAAACAAUUAAUUGAGCACAAGGGAAAACUUGAAGUUGCAUGUACUGAAAGCAAACUUUUGAAUGACAAGCAUGAAGGUGGUCGUGCUGCUUAUGAGGAUGCUCAAAAGCAGAUGCAUGACAUACAGAGGAAAAUUGAAACAAAGACUUCAAGCAUCAGAAACAUUCAGAGUGAACUAGAGAAAAAAAAGCUUGAGGCAUUGGAAGCUCGUAAAGUGGAACAGGAUUGUCUCAGAGAACAAGAAGCAUUAAUUCCUCUUGAACAAACUGCGAGGCAAAAGGUCUCAGAGCUUUUGUCUCUCAUGGAAUCUGAAAGGAGUCAGGGAUCUGUAUUGAAAGCGAUAUUGCAAGCAAAAGAUACAAAUGAGAUACAGGGUAUUUAUGGUCGAAUGGGUGACCUAGGUGCCAUUGAUGCAAAAUAUGAUGUGGCCAUAUCAACAGCAUGUCCUGGACUUGAUUAUAUUGUUGUGGAAACAACUAGUGCAGCUCAAGCAUGUGUGGAGUUACUCCGUAGGAAAAACCUUGGUGUUGCUACUUUCAUGAUUUUGGAGAAACAAGUUGAUCAUUUGCCUAGAAUGAAGGAGAAAGUAAGCACCCCAGAGGGAGUUCCUCGGCUUUUUGAUUUGAUUAAAGUUCAAGAUGAGAGAAUGAAACUUGCUUUCUUUGCAGCAGUGGGGAACACUGUCGUAGCUGAAAAUAUUGAUCAGGCAACACGUAUUGCAUAUGGUGGAAACAAAGAGUUUCGGCGUGUAGUAACACUUGAUGGUGCUUUAUUUGAAAAAUCUGGAACUAUGAGUGGUGGGGGAAGUAAGCCACGUGGUGGUAAAAUGGGUACAGCUAUCCGAGCCACCAGUGUUUCUGCAGAAGCUGUUGCAAAUGCUGAGAAUGAGCUUUCUGCAAUGGUUGGAAAACUGAGCAACAUACGUCAAAAAAUAGCUGAUGCAGUGAGGCAGUACCAGGCCUUGGAAAAGACCAUUUCACAUUUGGAGAUGGAAUUAGCCAAAAGCCAGAAAGAGAUUGACAGUUUGAAUACACAACAUGUUUAUGUUGAAAAACAACUGGAUUCUCUGAAGGCUGCAUCAGAGCCAAGGAAGGAUGAGCUUGAUAGGCUAGAGGAACUCAGGAAAAUUAUAUCUGCAGAAGAGAAGGAGAUUGACAGGCUUACACAGGGUUCAAAACAGCUGAAGGAGAAGGCUUUGGAGCUUCAGAGUAAAAUAGAGAAUGCAGGUGGCGAAAGAUUGAAAACCCAGAAGUUGAAGGUCAGCAAGAUCCAGACUGAUAUUGACAAGAGCAGCACAGGUAUCAAUCGCCACAAAGUUCAGAUAGAAACAGGUCAAAAGAUGUUAAAGAAAUUAACGAAGGGAAUUCAGGAAUCAAAGAAGGAGAAAGAACAACUUAUUGCAGAGAAAGAGAAGUUGCUUGCCACUUUCAAAGAAAUAGAACAGAAGGCGUUUACUGUUCAAGAGAAUUAUAAGAAAACCCAGGAGCUUAUUGAUCAACAUAAAGAUGUGCUGGAUAAAGCAAAAUCUGACUACGAAGAACUGAAAAAAGCUGUGGACGAAUUGCGGGCAUCUGAGGUUGAUGCUGACUACAAGUUACAAGAUAUGAAGAAGGCCUAUAAAGAGUUGGACAUGAAAGGGAAAGGAUACAAGAAAAGGCUCGAUGAUUUGCAUAUGGCUUCCUUGAAGCAUAUGGAACAAAUUCAGAAAGAUUUAGUGGACCAAGAAAAGCUUCAAGCAACACUGACAGAUGAAGCUCUUUCUGGGGCUUGUGACUUAAAGAGGGCCCUUGAAAUGGUGGCACUGCUUGAAGCACAACUGAAAGAGAUGAACCCAAAUCUCGAUUCAAUCUCAGAAUACCGAAGAAAAGUUUCCUUGUACAAUGAACGUGUAGAGGAUCUCAACUUGAUAACCCAACAGCGCGAUGAUAUAAAGAAACAAUAUGAUGACUGGAGAAAGAAAAGGUUGGAUGAGUUCAUGGCAGGAUUUAACACAAUCUCUCUAAAGCUGAAGGAAAUGUAUCAGAUGAUUACUCUUGGAGGUGAUGCAGAACUUGAGUUAGUGGACUCAUUGGAUCCUUUCUCUGAAGGUGUUGUUUUCAGUGUUAGGCCACCUAAAAAGAGCUGGAAGAAUAUUUCAAACUUAUCGGGUGGUGAAAAGACACUCAGCUCAUUAGCUCUUGUUUUUGCUCUCCACCACUACAAACCUACCCCACUUUAUGUUAUGGAUGAGAUUGAUGCUGCUCUGGAUUUUAAGAAUGUUUCUAUUGUGGGACAUUAUGUGAAAGAUCGUACAAAGGAUGCACAAUUUAUAAUCAUCAGCCUUAGGAACAACAUGUUUGAGUUGGCAGAUCGACUUGUUGGAAUCUACAAAACUGAUAACUGCACUAAGAGCAUUACCAUUAACCCAGGCAGUUUUGUGGUUUGUGGAAAAGCUGCGUAAGGAGGGGCAUUCACAAACUAUUCUGAUUUGCAUGAAACUUCAGUGCCAUGCUAUGGUUCUGUUUUCUCUAGGCAUUAAAGUCUCAUCAAUGCCUGGAGCUUGUGAAUAAGAAUUGCCUAUAUAUUGACCAACAUUGUGAUAUGUAUUCCAUGUUGUAUUUGAAUCCUUUUUGGCUAAUUAUUCUCUGUAAGGAUAUGAUGAAUAUAAUUAACAAAAAAUUUAAUGCUUGCAAAUGUAUUAA